This is a messenger RNA of Venturia canescens, 2506 nucleotides long. RefSeq names its product protein sister of odd and bowel-like. The transcript is spliced from 2 exons. Lineage: Eukaryota; Metazoa; Arthropoda; Insecta; Hymenoptera; Ichneumonidae. The record is from RefSeq and is a predicted model, not a curated record. Gene Ontology annotation, biological process: embryonic hindgut morphogenesis; embryonic pattern specification; embryo development. Gene Ontology annotation, cellular component: nucleus. Gene Ontology annotation, molecular function: DNA-binding transcription factor activity, RNA polymerase II-specific; RNA polymerase II transcription regulatory region sequence-specific DNA binding. The coding region runs from base 483 to 1880 and encodes 465 amino acids.
AAAACGUUCGUCGCUCGGGUUUCUCUUCAUCUUUACGGGGAUAAGAGCGUGUGAAAAAAUAUAAAAAAUCUCACCGGCGGUAGAAAAGAAGAGAAAUAAAAUGUUGAGGGAGUGCGGAGAUGUGAAAAUCUGGGAUUUGGGGCCAAACGAGUGAGUCGAUCGGUGGUAGAAACGGUGUGAAACGAAUAAAGGAAAAAGGGGGGUUCGGGACAGCAAGGAACUAGGGCGGUAUUUCGAUCGAGGACCGAAGUGGCCAGUGACAAAUCCUUCGAAAUGGCUACAAGGACGAUGAAAAGUAUUGACUCGAGUUGAUUCUAUUUCGCAAGUGAAACUCAUGAACGCAUUCGUACGGGAUUCGUAUUCGAUUCGUUAGUGUAUCGCGCGGGAAUUCGGGUGACAGUGAACUCGAAAGGAGCCGGUGUUUCGAGGACGAAUAAAACAAAAGUGUGUUUCGAAAGUAGAGGGGGGUAUAAGUUUCGCGGAUGAUGCAGCAGGAUAAACAAUCACAAGCUGAGGAUCCCUCGAACCGGAACGAGAAUACGGAGCGUCUUCGCGAGGCUGAAUCCUCCACCGAAUCGAUCACGAUGAUUGACUCGGUUCUGCCGAACCUCACGAUUCAGAGCGUUGCUCUCGGACUCCAGGGUGCUCUUUUAGCCGCGCUGCACAGGGUCGCUUCCUUGCCGCCCGGUCAUGCGGACGCUCCGGCCCUCAAUUUUCAAGCUCUUCAAACUUACUUGACUCUGCAUCGUCUUCACGCGAGUGGUGCCACUGCGAACGUAACCUCCUCGACCGCCAAUCAAAUCGGCAAUUUGCCCAACCUCGCAAAUUCUCCUCAACGUCCUGGCUCUCUGGCCAAUGACAAUUGCUCGUCCACUAACGUCUCAACGAGCUCCGCCAACCACCUCGUCAUCUCAACUUCGGGCAACAAACAAACGACCUUGAAGAGCGAACACCAUUUGAGCCUCGAAGCCAUUCGAGCCACCACCCUCGACGAUGACGACGACGAGGACGUCUCUCAUCUCGAAUUCGUCACCGAUCCGGAAGAGGAUCUCGCUCUCUUAGAGGACGAGGAAGCCGCCGCCAUUUUGCGAGAUAAUUCAUCAGUCUCGGCCAACACCUGCUCUCCGAUUCCAACCACCACCACCAUCACCACCACCACCACCACCACCAUCGGAAAUCACGAUCCUCUUUUACAACGCAUCAACGACUCUCAUGAGUCCUCUUCUCUCAAUAUCACCUCCGUACCUCUCACUGCCACCUGCACCUCGUCCACCUCCUCGCCCUCUUCUUCCUCCCUAUCGACCGUUCAAGCCACAUCGACUUCCAGUGACAUCAACCUUCCGCGUACCUGCCGCUCAUCCCGACCUAAAAAACAAUUCAUCUGCAAAUUCUGCAGCCGACAAUUCACGAAAUCCUACAAUUUGCUCAUCCACGAGAGAACUCACACCGACGAAAGGCCCUACUCGUGCGACAUUUGCGGCAAAGCUUUCCGCCGGCAAGAUCAUCUACGGGAUCACAGGUACAUUCACAGCAAAGAAAAGCCGUUCAAGUGUGCCGAGUGCGGCAAAGGUUUCUGUCAGAGUAGAACUUUGGCAGUUCACAAAAUACUCCACAUGGAGGAAUCGCCCCACAAAUGUCCGGUAUGCGCGAGAAGCUUCAAUCAACGAAGUAACCUGAAAACGCAUCUCUUGACGCACACCGACAUAAAGCCGUAUCACUGCGUCUCUUGCGGUAAAGUUUUUCGAAGGAAUUGCGAUCUCAGACGUCACUCGCUGACGCACAAUCUCGGUGCAGCAUCCUCGCCACCCCCGCAGAGACAAUCGACAGGAAUAUCGGUGGCUGGACCGAGCGGGGAUGCUCUUCUUCAGGACGCAUCUUAGCUCUUUCCCUGGAAAACUAUCUCGUUCUUUCAUCCCCACUCUAAUUAUCAUUAUUUUUCAUUUUUUAUUGAAUUUCACCAUUUUUAUCUGUGAUUCUUCACAAAAAAUCAUCCUCUCGCGUGCUUACACACGAUUGUAAGCUCUCGCGCGUUUCAACAAAUUCUCACCAACCUUCCAGCGUGACUGACGAACUCGAUAACGAUAUUGGGAAAGGUGUUUCAACCUUUUUUUUUACCGGUGAUGCCGCGGUUCUUAGUUGCAACUUGUAAAUAUUGUGUCAAUAUGAAUAAUGAAUAUAAACGUGAACUUACGAUAGUCAUGGCUCGCAAAGGCGAGACCAGCUUACGAUAAAAUUGAAAUGAAAAUUCGUCAACUAUGCUGAGCGUUGAAUUUUGGAAAAUCAAAAAUCACUACCGUUAUUGAUAUUAUCUCUAUGCGAGCAGCCUAUGCAGUGUAUAUUUAUGGAAUCGCCGUUAAGGGAAUGUAUAAAAAAAAAAAAAACAAGGCACGUACUACAAAUAAUAAGAAUUUUAAGUUGUGUGAUCUGAGGUGUUGACAACACCGCGCGUACGAUGUACAUCUCCAAUGUACGCAUGUAUAAUAAAGUUUCGUAUUAUUAUUUUUUA